AUGGAGAGGCAGGGCCGUCUUGGGGACUCGGCACUGUAUGACUUUGUCAGUGAUAUAAACCUCAUGGAGAUUCACCCAAAGUCCACUUCGGGUUCAAAACAGCUCAUGGACAGCUUUCUCCCAGUCACUGGCUACCGGGGCCGGUACUACAACCUCUCCUAUGUUAACGGGAGCCACCGGGAAACAAGUACAAGCGAGGGGGAACAAACCGGACACGGACAUCCCCUGCAUGAGAUGGCCACAGGGAGCACAUCUGCCUACACCUAUUACAGCCCAGGCUCUUUCUCACACACAUCUCACACACACACCUCAGACACACACACCGGGCGGUCGAAGCGGAGGCGUGUGAUCAAUGUGGGCCAGCGUCAGGCGGCGAACGUCCGGGAGAGGAAGAGGAUGUUCAGUCUCAACGAGGCAUUUGAUGAGCUGCGGAGAAAAGUACCUACCUUUGCUUACGAGAAGAGGCUGUCACGCAUCGAGACGCUCCGCCUCGCCAUCGUUUACAUCUCCUUCAUGACGGACCUGUUAGAGAACACCUGA
Oncorhynchus masou masou (cherry salmon) is the source of this 540-nucleotide messenger RNA. It is a transcript of the gene ferd3l, whose product is annotated as fer3-like protein. The record is from RefSeq and is a predicted model, not a curated record. Gene Ontology annotation, biological process: developmental process; regulation of transcription by RNA polymerase II. NCBI's taxonomy places the organism in Eukaryota, Metazoa, Chordata, Actinopteri, Salmoniformes, Salmonidae. The transcript has a single exon. Gene Ontology annotation, molecular function: protein dimerization activity; DNA-binding transcription factor activity, RNA polymerase II-specific; RNA polymerase II transcription regulatory region sequence-specific DNA binding. The coding region runs from base 1 to 540 and encodes 179 amino acids.